This is a messenger RNA of Ricinus communis (castor bean), 1902 nucleotides long. RefSeq names its product AAA-ATPase ASD, mitochondrial-like. The coding region runs from base 222 to 1712 and encodes 496 amino acids. The record is from RefSeq and is a predicted model, not a curated record. Gene Ontology annotation, molecular function: ATP binding; ATP hydrolysis activity. The transcript has a single exon. NCBI's taxonomy places the organism in Eukaryota, Viridiplantae, Streptophyta, Magnoliopsida, Malpighiales, Euphorbiaceae.
UUUGGCUUCUUCUUGAAAGGUACCAAUCAAUUUUAAUAUCACAUAUUGAUUUAAGAGAAAUUUUCCCCCUUCCCAGGUCGUCGACACCAUUAGCACGCCCUUGUGUAUUUAUCUAAUUGAAUCACUUACCCUUUCCCUUCACAUAACCAAACCCACCAAGAUCAUCAGCACCAAGUCUCCUGAGAGAUUUAGCUACGAGGAAUAGUCAAUACAUUCCGAAAAUGAUUCAUUUGAAGCAAGGCGAUAUGCUUGCUCAAGUUGGAUCAGUGAUUGCUAGUUUAAUGUUUGUUUGGGCUAUGUUCAAGCAAUACUUCCCUUAUGAACUGCGAGAUCGUCUUGAAAAAUACACUCAAAGAGCCUUCACUUUUGUUUACCCUUAUAUUCAAAUUACAUUUCAUGAAUUCACAGGAGAACGUCUGAUGCGCAGCGAAGCCUACUCCGCCAUUGAAACUUACCUUAGCUCCAGCUCAUCUACGCAAGCGAAGCGGCUCAAAGCGGAAGUGGUGAAGAACAACCAGUCACUUGUUCUUAGCAUGGAUGAUCAUGAAGAAGUUGCUGAUGAAUUCGAAGGUGUGAAGCUAUGGUGGGCUUCAGGAAAGAAUGUUUUCAAGUCGCAAACAUUAUCCUUUUAUCAGGUGACUGAUGAGAAAAGGUACUACAAGCUCAGAUUUCAUAAGAAACAUAGAGAUGUCGUAAUUGGACCAUACCUAAAUCAUGUCCUGAGAGAAGGGAAGGCAAUUAAGGUGAGAAAUCGACAGCGAAAGCUUUAUACUAACAAUGGAUCGUAUUGGAGCCAUGUAGUGUUCGAGCACCCGGCUACUUUCAAGACACUAGCAAUGGAAGCAGAGAAAAAGAAGGAAAUUAUGGAUGAUUUGAUUACGUUCAGUCAAGCAGAAGAAUUCUAUGCAAGAAUUGGAAGGGCUUGGAAGAGAGGGUAUCUUCUUUACGGUCCGCCAGGGACUGGUAAGUCUACUAUGAUUGCAGCAAUGGCAAAUCUUUUGAACUAUGAUAUAUAUGAUCUUGAAUUGACUGCUGUUAAAGACAAUACUGAGCUAAGAAAGCUAUUAAUCGAGACUUCCAGCAAGUCUAUUAUUGUAAUAGAAGAUAUAGAUUGCUCCCUUGAUUUAACUGGUCAAAGAAGUAAGAAGAAAGCAGAAGAAGGGGAUGAGAAUAAUAAGGAACAAAAACCAAGACUUCCAAAAGAUGAAAGAGAUGGCAAAAGUAGUCAAGUUACUCUUUCUGGGUUAUUGAAUUUCAUUGAUGGGUUAUGGUCAGCUUGUGGAGGAGAAAGGCUAAUAUUAUUCACUACAAAUUUUGUGGAGAAACUUGACCCAGCACUCGUCAGGAGAGGAAGGAUGGACAAGCAUAUAGAAUUGACAUAUUGCAGCUUUGAAGCAUUUAAGGAGUUGGCUAGCAACUAUAUUCAGAUUGAAUCUCAUCAUCUGUUUGAUAAAAUUAGUGACUUGCUGAGGGAAGUAAAGAUGACUCCUGCUGAUGUCGCGGAGCAUUUGAUGCCAAAGACUCUUCCUGGGAAUGCUGAGGUAUGCUUGGAGAGUCUAAUUGUAGGUCUUGAAAAGGCCAAAGAGGUAGCAAAGUUGAAAGCGGAGGAAGAAGCAAAAGAGAAGGAAUUAUCACCACCACCACCAGCAUCAGCAGUAAUGGAAGAAGCAAAAGAGAAUAAUAACAAUAACCCAAAACCAAAUAAAGAGUAGUGAAGAGCUAAAAAGAAAUUGUUCAAUAGCCAGAGAUUGCAAUAAAAGAUUUAGUGGCGAUCAGUUCAUUCAAAUGGCAGAAUUGGGAUGACGAAAAGCAAAUAUCGGAGAUUAGAUUUUGAACAAUUACGAAAAGAAAAGUGUUUAUAGCUCCAUGAAUUAUCAAUGAAAUCAGAUUAAGAAGAGUAAA